Dendrobium catenatum is the source of this 974-nucleotide messenger RNA. Its product is annotated as protein LATE FLOWERING. The transcript has 2 exons. Lineage: Eukaryota; Viridiplantae; Streptophyta; Magnoliopsida; Asparagales; Orchidaceae. The record is from RefSeq and is a predicted model, not a curated record. The coding region runs from base 108 to 752 and encodes 214 amino acids. Gene Ontology annotation, molecular function: DNA-binding transcription factor activity.
UGCUUGAAUACCCAUUAUACCCUCCUCCACGCACAUACAGAAAGCAUUCUCACUCUGUCUCACCAUAAACAGUCGUCCAUUGUUCAGACCUACAACAGAACAUCACAAUGCAAACAGCAACACCACUGCCCCACUCUCCCUCUUCCUCUUCCCCACCAGCAGACCACCCGCCGCCUCCUCCGCCGCCGUCGUCAUCUCCAGCAACCCCAGACUUCUCCUUAACUCUAUCUGCACAGCCAACCACCUCCUCCCCUUCCACCUCCUCUUCCUCCCCCUCAACUCCCCAGCACCAAAGAGACCUCCGUCUCUUCCCCUGCCUCUUCUGCAACAAAAAAUUCCUCAAAUCCCAAGCUCUCGGCGGCCACCAGAACGCCCAUAAGAAGGAGCGAAGCGUCAGCUGGAACCCUCACCACCUAUAUCUCACGCCACCGCCGCCGACGCCGCCUCCGCCUACUUUUUUCUCCUCCCCGGUGUCGCUCCCAAUCGAAUCCCAUGGAUGUCGGUCUUCGGCUGUAGUCGGCGAGGCGGCCGGUUUCUUUGGGGUCCAUAGUGGUGGCGCCGCCCGCUUUGGUGAUGGUUAUGGCCAGCAUUUAUUUGUUCCUGCGCCGGCGGGGGAUGCCACAGACGGAUGCGAGACGAUGGAUUUUCUUAAUUGGCAGAGGGGAUCUGUUCUCAAUCAAUGGCAGGCAAAUGAGGAAGUUGCUGCCGAUGAGGAAGAGGACUCACAAGUUGAUCUUUCUCUAAGGCUUUGAUUUAGGAUAGGAGGAGGACACGUGCGGAUGAGAACAUUGGCAGGACCGCGCGGAGAGGAUAGGCUCGGAAUGGACGGUUCUGAUGAGUGUUAUAUUUGUGGUGGCUGAAAUUUCGUUUACUGCGCAUUUUUGGAUAUUUUUUAUAGGCUUGAUGUGAUGAAGCUUUCUGAAUGGGGGACUUUUUUAGAUUCCAACAAUCAAUCAUUGCCCUUUCAACUCCAA